UGAUUAUUUUCUUUUAUCCAUCCCUAUCUAAUCCAGUGGCCUAGUUGGUUGGUAGAGUAUUCUGAGCAGGUGUGUCCGUGUUUGAAUUUUUUCUCCCCUUUGUUUGCCAGGAAAAAAACAAAAAAGAAAAAAAAUCUGGGAAAAAGGAUUUUUGCAGUGCUUUCUACUUUUUCAAACCAAAAUAUGAGUUUGUUAUAGCAUUAAAAUAAUUGAAUUUAUGUUAAUUACAAACAGAUAUAUGUCAUCCAUGUUUAAUUUUGGUUGGAAUAGGUUUGUCAUGUUUGGUUAACUGGUUUUCAGGGAAUGAAACAACCUUCCACGCCAUCAACACAUCAAUUAUAAAACCACCCACAUGGACCACCCUGCAAUACGUUAUGCUAAAAUUAGCCAUUCUUGUGAUGUCAUGACCUUUAAAAACGCAUGUUACCUUCAACUGACAUUUCAACGACCCAACAAUCAACAAUCUUUUUCUCUCCCUUUCUAACUCGCUUUCUAACUCGUAAUGGAUCCUCUGCUGAAACAACAUAACGCUCACACCGUCAUAGCACACGGUGCUGUUAUGAUCCAAAUCUUAAAACUAUCAUCCAUGUUUUCAGGAAAUGAAACAACCUCCACGCCAUCAACACAUCAAUUAUAUAGUCACCCACAUGGACACAUAUGCAAGACGUGCUAAAAUUAGCAAUUCUCUCUAAGAUGUCAUGACCUAAAAACACGCAUGUUACCUUCAACUCACAUUUCAACUACCAUCCUUUUUUCUUGAUCACUUUCCAACUCUCAACUUAGCUGCUGUAAUAGUAUCGUGUUGUACAACAUGGACGAUUUUGAUCCCUACAAACACAACGUCCCUGCUGCUGUAUUGCACGGUACUGUUACAGAAGAGGUUCCCAACUAAACAAUCUCUGUCUAAAACAAUAUUUUUUUGACUGUGAUGGCUCCACAACAAUAUAAAAAUACAGUUUCUCAUUUUGAACUCGUGAUCUUAAUAGACCAAACCUUAUUGUUGUCAAAAAGUCUACAAUCAAACCCACAGUUUCAGACCGUUCAGCACACCAAAAUCUAUGCUUACAUUUUUUCUUUCUUUCUAUUUAUGGAAUUUUUUUUUUUUUUUUUGGGAAAGUUAUUUAUGGAAAAAUUUCCUUAUCCACAUUUCACUAUAAAUAGUCACCAUAACCUCAUUAGUUAGUCAUCCACAAAUUUUCUUGCAUUGUACCAAUAUUUGUCUCAUCAACCCAAUGGCUAGUUUGAUUAGAAUCACCUAUAAUAUUUGGGCACUUCUUGUGUUCUUAGCUCUUGUUUGUGAAGCUAGGGUUAUAACCGAUGGUGGGUUUGUUGGAACUAGGGGAGACCAUUUUGUACUUAAUGGCUCACCAUUUCUCUUUAAUGGGUUCAAUUCCUACUGGAUGAUGAAUCUUGCAGCUGACCCCAUUGAGAGGUACAAAGUAUCUCAAGUGUUCCGUGAAGCCUCUGCAGCCGGCCUCUCCGUUUGCCGGACUUGGGCUUUCAGCGACGGUGGUGGUGAUCGAGCUCUGCAAAUGUCACCUGGCAUUUACAAUGAACGUGUUUUUCAGGCAUUAGAUUUUGUGAUUUCGGAAGCAAGAAAUUAUGGAAUUCGAUUAAUUUUGAGUUUGGCAAACAAUUACAACGAUUUUGGAGGGCGACCACAAUAUGUUCAAUGGGCUCGAAAUGCUGGUGUGCAACAGCUUAGUAGCAACGAUGAUUUCUACACUAACCCAGCGAUUAAAGGGUAUUACAAGAACCAUGUUGGGAAAGUACUCACUAGGGUUAACACCAUAACCAGAAUCCCUUACAAGGACGAUUCAAUGAUCAUGGCAUGGGAACUCAUGAACGAGCCUCGUUGCCAAGCUGACUACUCUGGAAGAACGAUUAACGGUUGGGUACAAGAGAUGGCUACUUUCGUAAAAUCCAUAGACAACAAACACUUGCUGGAAAUAGGCAUGGAAGGGUUUUAUGGAGAUUCAAUGUCUGAGAAGAAGCAAAAUAAUCCUGGUUACCAAGUUGGCACAGAUUUCAUUAGCAACAAUCUCAUCAAGGAAAUAGAUUUCACAACUAUGCAUGCAUAUCCCGAUAUAUGGUUGUCUGGACAAAAUGAUUACUCACAAAUGGCAUUUAUGCAAAAAUGGAUGGGAAGCCAUUGGGAGGACUCAAGAAUGAUACUAAAGAAGCCACUGGUAAUAGCCGAAUUCGGGAAGUCUAGUAAAGAUUCAGGUUACAGUGUAAAUGGAAGAGAUAUAUUCUUGAACACUGUCUAUAGAAACAUCUACAACUUGGCUAGAAGUGGAGGAGGCGGCGGCAUUGGUGGCGGAUUGGUGUGGCAGCUCAUGGCAGAAGGGAUGGAGCAAUAUCACGACGGAUAUGAAAUAAUCUUACCGGAAAAUCCCACCACCGGUGGAGUCAUUUCCUCACAAUCUCGUCAAAUGACCGCAUUGUCUCAUUUGUUCUGAGCAGACCGCAAAGUACUCAUCCAUGAUCCCACCCGGACUAGCUCGAAGUCAUAAUUAGUUUUUAGUAGUGCAAUUAAUGAGUGGAAUGAUUUAUUAUUAUUAUUAAUUUUUUUGUUUUUGUUUUUAAGAAUAGGAAGGAAAAGAAUGAAUUUCACAUCAGAUUAAUUUUAUUGUUUUGGAAUUCCAUCAAAAAAAAAAAAAAAAAAUUAUUGUUUUGGACAAAGAGAGUUCAAAGAUGUAAUUUUUGGCUAAAUAUGGCUAAUAUUUUGAGCUCCAUGUCACCUCUAACAUCAAUUUUGACCAAGUU
Cornus florida is the source of this 2769-nucleotide messenger RNA. Its product is annotated as mannan endo-1,4-beta-mannosidase 5-like. The transcript has 5 exons. The record is from RefSeq and is a predicted model, not a curated record. The coding region runs from base 1233 to 2462 and encodes 409 amino acids. Gene Ontology annotation, molecular function: hydrolase activity, hydrolyzing O-glycosyl compounds. NCBI's taxonomy places the organism in Eukaryota, Viridiplantae, Streptophyta, Magnoliopsida, Cornales, Cornaceae.